Molecule: messenger RNA, 5407 nt
Organism: Gasterosteus aculeatus aculeatus (three-spined stickleback)
Lineage: Eukaryota; Metazoa; Chordata; Actinopteri; Perciformes; Gasterosteidae
Gene: rab11fip1a
Product: RAB11 family interacting protein 1 (class I) a
Biological process (GO): regulated exocytosis
Cellular component (GO): intracellular membrane-bounded organelle
Molecular function (GO): small GTPase binding
Source: RefSeq, a predicted model, not a curated record
AGUAUGGGUGGGACCUCUCAACAUCAGGGAAGUGGGGCGUUUUACAAUGCGGAGGCAAAACAAGUGAAUUGUUUUAAUGAAAGCCUCUCUAAGAAAUGAGUCACACCGCGGUCACUUCCUGGUUGGUCGGUAGUAACGCUAAAGCUGGUUGACUUGAGUGUUAACUAAGUGUUUGUUGGAGUCUCGGAGAUCGCGUUACGGCGAGGAGGGGAGGGGUACGUUAAGUAUUAACGUAAAGUUACGACAUCCACCUGAGCUUCCUGAACCGAAGAGACGCUCGCUCACUCAAACCUACAGCAGCGGAGGACAACGAAAGGUAGACCGGAGUCCAGCGAAAGGCUCAGAAACAGCCCGGCGUAGUAAACUCCGUACUAUAAACCACCCGGACUCACUUUUGGUUGAGUUUCCGCGGGCUUCUGGCGAUGUCUCUCGCCGCCGCGAGCGCGCAGUGGUUCCCCACCAGCGUCCAGGUAACGGUCCACCAGGCUCGGAACCUGCGUGCCAAGGGGAAGAAUGGCACCAACGACGCCUACGCCAUCAUGCAGGUGGCCAAGGACAAGUUCUCCACCACCGUGUCCGAGAAAAGCGUCGAGCCGGUGUGGAAGGAAGAGGCGUCGUUCGACCUGCCGCUCUUCCACCCGGGCAACGGGGACCGGUGUACGCUGUACGUCAUCGCGAUGCACCGCGCUCAUGUGGGCCUCGACAAGUUCCUGGGCCAAGCCGUGGUCCACCUGCUGGACCUGCACGAAGACCACGCUCGCAAAAAGACUGCUUGGUUCAAGCUUGUGGACAAGAGUGGAAAACAGGACAAGGAGCGAGGCGAGGUGCUGCUAGAUAUCCAAUUCAUGAGAAACAACAUGUCAGCCAGCAUGUUGGAUCUUUCCAUGCAGGACAAACCGCGCUCCCGCAUCUCCAAGCUGAAGGACAAAGUCCGUGGGAAGAAAAAGGACGGCUUCUCUGACUCCGCUUCAGCCAUCGUUCCCUCCAGCACGGUGCUCACGGACAGCGAGGGAGAGGCCGACACGCAGUCACUCAACCAGUCCGGAGGCGUGAAGAAGAAAUCCAAGCUCAAAACCCUCUUUGCUCCAAAAUCAAACCUGCAGCGUAACGUCUCGCAGUCCAUGUCCACGCUGGGGACCCUUCCAGAGAAGAAUUCAUCUCUCAGUGGCAGCCGCUCAUCUGGCCUCAACGCGGACUCUCCCGACGUUAAAAAGAAAUUCAAGUUCCUUGGACACAAGCGGACGGGCAGCUCUGACAGCAAGCAGUCUCUGGGCACCUUCUCCCUCUUGGGUCGCUCCAAGCAGAGCAACAGUGACCAGAACAACAUGUGCGUCAACGGCGCCCACGUCUACGCCGAGGAGACGGAUCCCCACAGCGGAUCUACCCUCAGUCUAAAUAGCUCAGGCAAAGGAUCCGUGGAGGACGUCCGCAAGCAAGUCUCCGUAGACCCCUUUGUGAGUGCACCCGUUCCCUCCAACAGGCGUGGGUCUACAGGCAGGGCUGCGCUGGAGCAACAGCGCCACCAAGAGCAGCAGGAGGAGGAGAAAAGGCAGGCGGAAGAGAGGAGCACAGCGGAGGCCAAGAGGCUGCAGGAGGAAGAAGAGCGCAGACAACAAGUGGAACAGGAGAGGAAGAGGCGCUCCCUAGAAGAUGAGUUGAGGAGAAAGAAGCAGAAAGAGGAGGAGGAAGAGGAGGCGGCGGCGGCGGCAGAGCGGCGGCGGCUCGAGGAGGUGAAACAACAACAACAACAACAGGAGGAGGCCUCCAUGAGCGACAGGCUGUCGUCUCUGUUUGGAAUAAUCCGAAAGAAGGAGGAGAAAAAAGAGGAGCCGCCCACGGCAACUCCUCGCAUCAACCCAGGAGAUCCUGAUAAACCGAUCAGCACUCCGUUUGAGGACAUUCAUAUUGGCAUUGACAAUGGAAGACCAGCUGAUUACCAGAAAUCCAGCAGCAACCAGCAACCCCCCUCGGCCACGCACUUCCUCAACCGCACUGCUAAAGUGUCUGCAGUCAAACCCAGAUAUGCUCCAUCUCUGGAGUCCGAUCCUGCUGACUGCCAAACCCCCCCCAGUCAGCCGUGUCCUUCCCCAGCCACCUCUGAAUCCACCCUCUCUAGUGUCCCGUCUCAAUCCCCCGACACUUUCUCCAGUCUCCACUCAUACUUGUCUCCGAAAAACCUAAGUCAAAGCCUGUCCGGUUCUCCUCGCGGCAGCGUAGAGGAUUUGUCUCCAGGAUUGGAACAAUCUUCACUGAUGGCGGAUAAGCAAAGAAGAGCCCCUGUGCCACAGUUGUACAGAGCACAUGGGGCCCAAAAUGCCAGAAAACCUGCUUCUGUUGGAGAGAUCGUGAACCCUUCAUAUGUAGAGCGAGACGAACCAGGCCGGAAUAUGUCUCUACCACUUCCUGAUUAUAACACCCUAUUUCCUCAAAAGAGGCACGGAGUGCAAGGGCACACCAGGUGGGACCAUAUAAUCGCUGAAGUCAAUCAGAAGCACAGUGACUUUUCGGAGAUGAAUGUGGACGGCCCGGAGGAGGAUGAACUCCGUGUUACGGUUCCACUCCCACAGGAGAGUGCUGCUAUGAGGCAUUAUCAAACACAAUCUCAGCCGACCAAACCCGUUUCACCCAAAAAAGUCGCAGCCCCAACUCCCCCUAAAUUAGUCGCGCCCCCGGACCCUCAAUCUGUGGCAGAUUCCAUUCAAACACACAGCCAGAAUACUGCCGAGCAAUCUUUCACCAGGCCCAAUCUGCCAGCAGCCUCGGCACCUGUGAGCACGAGCAGAGAGAGUCUCCCGCCGAUAUCCAGGGACGCACCGAGGAGGGCGUUGCUUCCAUCAGCCGGAGCAAUGCGUUCGCCCAGAUCAGCUAGCCAGAUGGACUCGGGAACAGCGACCCCGGGCGAUGAAAGGGAAGUCAAAGUCUCCGUGGACAAAAAGGCUCCCACGGCCAAAGCCAGGCAGAGGGCGAGUGGCAAGGAGCCAGUGCAGCAAGAAGACUGGGCUGUGACGCCAGUCGUCUCAGGCAAAUAUAUGGACAAUGGUUCAGGUAUGAGGGGCAAGGUGGAGUUUGACCCGUUCCCCAGUACUGAGCUUCUCUCCAAAGACCCGUGGGCACAGCCGAAGACCAACCAAGAGGCAGAUCCCUUUACUACCGGCAGGUUACAAAAAGAGCACAAAGUAGAAGAUUGGCUAAUGAAUCCAGCCAACCAUGAUGACAUUUUCAGUCACGAGAAACAGCCCGACGCAUUUGCUGAAUCAGAUCAGGUCAGUCCAGUUUUCCAAAGAAGGAAUUCACAGAGACAAAAACAAAGUCUUCCUUCCACAACUUAUACUGAAGAUAAUACUUAUACGUCUCGGAAAGAGCCCGGACUUAAAGAGGAAACGACCGUGACCACGGCUCCUGAAGUCCUCUCCGCGAGAGGCGCCAGGAAUAGGGCCAUCGCAGCGACGCCCUCAGCUGAUGAGAGAACAGAAAAUGACUUUAAUGGAAGCAAAGAUCCCUUUGGAGCGGAACCCUUUAGCUCUACGCUGACGUCCUCAGAACCCCUCAAUGUGGUCUUGGAGGAAGUGGAGCCAGCAUCUCCUUCAGAAGGUUUGUCCGGGGGAAAGGCGCCUUUGCGGGCAUGGGUCUCACCCUCGGAUGUUCAGCCGGUCAGUGCUCAGAGUAGCAAUGGAGGCGGGCUAGCCUUAACUCAACGCAGGCCUCAUCCAGUGAAGCCCAUGAGCUCAGAGAGCCAGCAUCCAAUCAGCACCGCCGCUGUGAAAGAGACAAAGGUCCGUGAGAGCACACCAAGGAAGGUUCAGGUAGCGAACGGAUCGGUGGACAGCGGCCCGUUCAGCCAGCUGACGCAGGAGGAGUUGAUCACGCUGGUGGUGAGGCAGCAAGCCGACCUGUCCAAGAAGGACUCGAAGAUCGUUGAGCUGGAGGAGUACAUCGACAACCUGCUGGUACGCGUCAUAGACGAGCAGCCCGCCAUCCUGCAAUCCCUCAACUCAGGCAAACCGGUGUGAGGUAACGCCCGCUGGCGCAGUGGCGCUUGUUGUGCGUUUGUACCGUUGUCACUGUGUGCUGAGAGAUACAAUUUCAAUGCGGGUCUUAAGAGCAUGAGCACUUUCUUAGUUUCAGCGGGAAAUUGUAAUGACAUUUAGUAACUAAUUGGGAUGUACAGAUCCAACUUUUUCAGUCCCGAUACCCGGGCUUGUGUUGGCUCACUACAAUUGUUAAACUAAUCAGCUGCCUCACUGUGAGGAGGUGACGGAGAUUAUUCUUUUAUGUGUGAAGCAACACUGGGCUUGACUUAACAUGGCUUUCCUGAAUACAUCCAUAUAAUUGUAGUGAAUUGCUAUUUAUUAAACUAAUGGUACCCAAUAUCAGGCCUGUUGUCACAGAUACCAGAUCCUUUAAUAACAAGUAAGUAUAAAACAGCUUUGUAUGAACGAACAAAUGUAUUUGUUUUGACACUAAUGGUACUGGAAUUUAAAAAUAAUUGUCACUAUAUAAUCUAUACAAAUUUUUUUUUUUGGCCUUUUUGACUUGUGAAACAGGGCUUGGAGUAAUUUAUUUAAGUGCAAUGACUGGUGAUGUACGUAGCUUUAAACAAGCAUCCAAAAAUUAGUAAAUUAAUUCAAAAUUAAUUAUCUGCUUGUUUUUAUAAUUUCGGGCACAUUCACUUUUACCACUGAAAUAUUUUCACUGAAUCAUUGAAUUUCUUUUUGUCUUUGUUGAACCUUUUGAUUUGCAUGUUAUGUUUUUUUAACCAAUCAUUCCUAUAUCGUUUAACUCGCCAGAGCUGGUUGUCCAGUCCUGUUUUUUCGGUUCUUUAGAAAACCAGCAAUAAAAGAAAAAGAGCAAGCAGCUGCGAUGUAUCGUGCAUAGAUAAGAUGUGCACCAGCAGGUAUAGCGCUUUUUUAAAAUUUUCUCUUAUGUGAUUAAGAUGAAGCCUAUGCACAUUGUUUUACAAUAUUAUGCAAGUAAUAGUGCAGAAUCAAACUACUCUAAUAAUAAUGUGAGAUUUUGAGCACUGUGGUCUUGUAUUUGUUACGUGAAAACCAAGAGAGAAACAAAUAAUCAAGGAAACCACAAUCAACCAUGUAUCAAGUAUAAGCAACCAGCCUUGUCUUUGUAAUUGAAUUACACUAAUACGUAAACAUUUAUGUCACUUAUAUGACUAUUUUAUUUUUUGGCAGCCAUUCUAGCAAUAUUAAUGUUGAGACUGUCAACCUGUGCCUUCAAAACGUUGUGUGUCUGAUUUUGAUGGAUGGAGAGUUGUUGGUUCUUCUUGUACCGGAGUGAGAGCGCAAAGAACGCACAGAAUGAUGCAAUACUACGCAAUAAUACUACAGUUCUGAAUGAAGUGACUGUGCAAAAUGUAGUUUUAUUUUAAAUAAAGACACUAAUUAUUUCACCA